Cyphellophora attinorum is the source of this 507-nucleotide messenger RNA. RefSeq lists its product as uncharacterized. The transcript has a single exon. NCBI's taxonomy places the organism in Eukaryota, Fungi, Ascomycota, Eurotiomycetes, Chaetothyriales, Cyphellophoraceae. The record is from RefSeq and is a predicted model, not a curated record. Bases 1 to 507 code for a protein of 168 amino acids.
AUGGCCAGCUUGACAGCAAAACCAAGGUGGCAGGACGCCCGAGGAAGAUUCGUCACCGCCCGGCUGACGCUUGGGAGUGGAUCAGGCGCUGACUCUGAUGUCCUCGUAGAUGUACAGCUGAGGGAAGGCAAGAAUUGUAUUGAGUUGGGGCCCGCCUCAGACGGCAGACUGACCUGUCUCACUGCAACGGACGAACAGGGCGAUGGGAUUCCCAUGAAGAACAAGGCCGGCGGAAUGGUGCAGGCUUGGGUUUGGGAGCAGGAAGCGGAGCUGCUGGAUAGGGCUUUGUUCCAUACUGGUGAUACCACUGAGGAAGAGCAAGACCUGUACCGGGCGGACCCUGGCAAGGAGAAUUUGCCCUCCACUGCGAGAAUGCAAGACUUGUACCGGGUGGACCCUGGCCAGGAAAAUGAGCCGCCAUCCAAGGGCUUGUUCGAGGACGAUGACUGGACGCUUCAAUUGAAAGAGCACGAGGAGUUCAUGCAGCUCUCUGAUGACAGCCUAUGA